Drosophila suzukii is the source of this 694-nucleotide messenger RNA. RefSeq names its product Cytochrome c oxidase assembly factor 8 (gene Coa8). The record is from RefSeq and is a predicted model, not a curated record. NCBI's taxonomy places the organism in Eukaryota, Metazoa, Arthropoda, Insecta, Diptera, Drosophilidae. Gene Ontology annotation, biological process: intrinsic apoptotic signaling pathway. Gene Ontology annotation, cellular component: mitochondrion.
ACAUUUAUAUUAGACCGUGUUGUACUGCUCAAGCCGGCCACACUAGUGAACUGACAUAACAUAAACCACAACAAUCGAAAGAUGAACAAAUGCCUUAAGUACCAGCCCCGGAUAUUGCUUUCCCAACUCGGCCUGCCACGAUGCUAUGCCGCCGGUGUACAAUCGGAGCCACAGCCCCCAGCCCCACAAAAAAAGUCUGUGGUCGGACUGCCCCACAAACCCGAUCCCAAGGCGGUCAAGUGUGACUAUAUAGGACCGCCGGAUGCGCAGUCCAACCUGCGGCCGUAUGUGCGGCACUACGACGACGACGAGACGCGGCUGGCGAGGAGUCUGCGGCUAAAGAGAAUCGAGGUGGAGGCGUGGAACACCGACUUCUGGACGAGGCACAAUAAGCGCUUCUACGAGGAGAAGGAGGACUUCAUCCGGCUGCAUAAGGAGAGCGGAACCGAGGAGGUGUCGGCGGACCAGAUGAGCCACUUCUACAAGGCGUUCCUCGACAAGAACUGGCGCAUUCACAUGAUGUACAACAUCUCGUGGUACCUCAAGAACUUCGACAUCCUCACCCUGGCCGGCGCCGUCCAGCUCCAGAGGCUACUCGCGCUGGCCAAGCGGAGAACAUAGGUCCAAAAUUCCUAGUCCUUAUUAUUCAUUUUGUUUCGUCAUUAGUUUCAAAUAAAACAUCGUGUGUGUAAAA